AUGACUUCGGACUCGUGUUCAGUGGAUGGGAAUCCCAUUUAUCAAUCAUGUGAUUGCGACAUUCCACGAUUCUUCUGUGCUCUAGCGAAUAUCAGCGGCUACUGUAGCACGGUUGCUUGGUUUCUAGUUCUUCUGCCCCAAGUAAUACGUAAUUUUCGACAUCGAACAGUCCAAGGAAUCUCACUCGGAUGGGCAAUCCUCAAUUUCACGGCCGCUUUCAACAACGCGUUUUUUGUUUUCAAAUUUGGUGGAAUGCCGUGGUACGUCUAUGGUUCAGCUGUCUACAUGCCGAUUUUGGAAAUCCUCUUGCUAAUUCAAUUCUACAUUUUCACGCCUGCUUCAAGGGCUAAAAAUAUUGCGGCUAUUUUGUUGGUGCCAGCAUGGAUUGGUUUAGCGAUCAUUCAAUCGGUUUUUGACGUCUACAAACAAUUGGAAUGGCUGUCAAUUGUUUUAUGGUCGGCUGAGACGUUUCCCCAGAUCUUCCUGAACAUCAAACGUCGAUCCACCUAUGGUUUGGCAAAUAUGUCGGUGACGAUUACGGCUGUCGGGAAAACGACUGAUUUUAUGCAAAAUUAUCUACUCAUCAUGCCCAUUCAAUAUGUAAUUAUGGCUUUCUUCUCAAGCACUGUGGCUCAGGUUCAAACACUCCAAGUUUUAUGGUAUUGGAAGAAGCGCCCAAUCAACGAAGCCUGUGAUGGUCCGGUUGAUGCUGAAUCUCGAAUCACAACUCAGUGCAAUGUUUUACGAGUUUUGGGAUACAUACUUUUUGGCUCCGAACUCGUCAUUUUUAUUGUGGCUUUGAUCCUUCGAACUUCACGAUGGUGGCUGAUUGCUGCACCCAUUGUCACCUAUACAAUUAUUGUGGCAUUCUAUCUCUACGAUCGACAAUUGUCUCCAACGCCAGUUCGAAUUGCAGCUGAAAAAGACGAAAAUCAAGAAAGAAUUGCUGAUUUU
Mesorhabditis belari is the source of this 954-nucleotide messenger RNA. Lineage: Eukaryota; Metazoa; Nematoda; Chromadorea; Rhabditida; Rhabditidae. The record is from the annotation of a GenBank genome assembly.